This is a messenger RNA of Talaromyces stipitatus ATCC 10500, 1086 nucleotides long. RefSeq lists its product as uncharacterized. Bases 1 to 1086 code for a protein of 361 amino acids. The transcript has 2 exons. Lineage: Eukaryota; Fungi; Ascomycota; Eurotiomycetes; Eurotiales; Trichocomaceae. The record is from RefSeq and is a predicted model, not a curated record. Gene Ontology annotation, molecular function: RNA-DNA hybrid ribonuclease activity; nucleic acid binding. Gene Ontology annotation, biological process: DNA replication, removal of RNA primer.
AUGCCGAAUCGACUAGGCCAAAGACUGGCAAAGCACCUCGCUCAACGGCUGAGCAGAGACCCCUCGGGAGGAAUCGAAAGGACUGAACAAUGCGAGCUUAAAGGCUUCCCAGGCUCGAUCCGAGUCCUUGACAAUGAAGAGGCCCUAACGGAGGCUAAUCAACAGCGCCUUGGAACGACGUUUUGGUCCGAUGGCUCCAGACUCGAUACAGGACGUGCCGGCGCCGGUGUCGCUUUACAAGCUGUACCUGGAGGCCCCUGGGAACACGUAGAGGUACCAAUGGGCCACGGACACGAGGCGUUUGACGCGGAACUAAUGGGAGUGGCUACAGCACUUGAAUGGGCACUUGAGAGGCAACCUCUCGGUCCUAUCUGGGUACUCCUUGACGCGCAGAAUGCUAUUGAUCGCCUCAAGUCAGCAAGACCAGGCCCUGGGCAAGCCCUUGUUCUUAGGGCUCACAGGGCAGUGGAGAAGCUAGCCAUGAGAGGUCAGCCAGUAACAAUACAAUGGGUUCCAGGCCACUCAGGAGUGGUAGGGAAUGAACAGGCUGAUCAAGCUGCUAAACGUGCAGCUAGUAAACAGACCGCGCCUGGUUUUGAGCACCUGUCUCUAGCAGAUGGACGUGUCUACAAGAUGCCUCGAGGCUGGAACCUUGACCCAGUGGCGGGAAAAGCCCCAAAAAGACUGGCUAGUCGGUACUACCAGCUGAAGACAGGACAUGCCCCAAUCGGCACCUAUCUACACCGGAUAGGCCAACGGGAAUCGCCUGAGUGUCAGGCUUGCAAGGAGCCUCAUGAGACAGUGAGGCAUGUGCUUUUUGGAUGUCGAGGACGCCGUACAGGACGGAGGGCUUUAUAUCGAGCACUCGAGAAAGCUGGAGUGCCGCUGCCUACAGCGGCUGAGGAAAGUCCUGAGGCUAGGCUAUUUGCUGAGCCUAUAGUGACGCAGGGUUUGCUGCAAUUCAUGGCUGAAGCUAACCUGUUUAAUGAUAAUGAGCGGACAGCCAGAGAGGCUGAGUCUAGCGAUGCGUGGGGGUGGGAUACGUUGGAGGAAGGUGGCCCAGGUGUCACAUUGGAGGAUGAAUAG